This is a messenger RNA of Hypanus sabinus (Atlantic stingray), 16576 nucleotides long. Its product is annotated as proprotein convertase subtilisin/kexin type 7-like. The record is from RefSeq and is a predicted model, not a curated record. Bases 457 to 2967 code for a protein of 836 amino acids. Gene Ontology annotation, biological process: protein processing. The transcript is spliced from 18 exons. Gene Ontology annotation, cellular component: trans-Golgi network; Golgi membrane. NCBI's taxonomy places the organism in Eukaryota, Metazoa, Chordata, Chondrichthyes, Myliobatiformes, Dasyatidae. Gene Ontology annotation, molecular function: serine-type endopeptidase activity.
GCAAAGGGGGCAGGCAAGAGUUUGUGGCUGUUGUGUCCGAAUACAAUGGAGAGGAUGGCAGUCGCGGCCAGCUAAGCGAGUGUGACAGGUGCCGGGAACACAGGGGAGCCAGCCAGCGCCAGUGGCUCUGACCAACCGCCUGUCUCACAUGCGGGCUGGUCCCAGCACGACGGUUCCUUCCUUUAUCUGUCAAUCCUGAUGCAACAACCGAACCGGUAGAGCUGUCAGGUCGCCAGAAAAGGUCAUUGGCUGCAAUCUACCAUUACUGCAGGACUUGCCUGUGUCCAGGACAAAGAAGUGGGUACAGUGGAAAAACUUGCAGCAUCACAGACUAUGUUCAGAAACACACAGAAUAUAAAUAAGUGAUGACAGUGCAAACAAGUUCGCAGUCUGAGACAAGUCCAUGGUAGUACAAGAAGUGGUCUGUCGUAUUCUGCUACACAGUGACCAGAUCUGAUGCAGCAUCUGAUGUGGAAGGUCUCAUCAUGGAGAGUCAUGAUGGAGAUCCUGUUGCCAACCUUCUUGAGCUUUUCACUUGUCACCAUCUGGUUGCCAGUGGUUGCACAGAAUGGACUCACCAGUGCUCUGAACAUCGGGACUUCUGCAUUUGAGCCUCCAGCUGACAACCUGGAUGGAACGGACAAGGAAGGAAAUAUGAGAUUAGACACAGAGCGGGGAACUUUGACCUGGGCGGUGCACUUAACACUUGGAAAUGAUUCUGGUAGAAGUGAAGCGCUGUCACUCGAUCAGCUUGCAGACGAGCUUGCAGAGUUUAUGGGCCUUGAGAACAGGGGGCAGAUUGGGGAACUGGCUGGCCACUACCUUUUUGCUCUCCCAUCACAUCAACGUAACCAUGGUGACCUGGAGGAGGAGACUGAGAGGAUCAGGAAAUCCAUUGAUGCCUUGCUUGCCCAACAUGACAGUGUGAGGUGGCAUUCUGAGCAAAAGCUGCUGAAACGUUCCAAGCGGAGCCUGCACUUCAGUGACCCAAAGUACCCAUUCCAGUGGCACUUGCACAAUCGGAGAAAGCGUGGGAUGGACAUCAACGUCACUGGGGUGUGGGAGCGCAAUGUCACUGGUGAAGGUGUGACAGUGGUGGUGGUCGAUGAUGGUGUUGAAUACACCAUAGAGGACAUACAGGCCAAUUAUUCUCCUGAAGGAAGCUAUGACCUGAAUUCGAACGAUGAGGAUCCCAUGCCUCACCCUGAUGAACAUGGUGAUAAUCACCACGGUACUCGAUGCGCCGGUGAGAUUGCUGCUGCCCCAAACAACUUCUGUGCAGUUGGUGUGGCUUUUGGAAGCCGUAUUGCAGGUAUCCGUGUGCUGGAUGGACCCUUGACCGACAGCAUUGAGGCAAUGGCUUUCAACAAGCACUUUCAGAUCAAUGACAUUUAUAGCUGCAGCUGGGGUCCGGAUGACGAUGGGAAGACUGUGGAUGGUCCACACCCACUUGGGAAGGCUGCAUUACAGCAUGGUGUCAUGGCAGGCCGCCACGGCUUUGGAAGUAUUUUCGUGGUGGCCAGUGGCAAUGGAGGGCAGUAUGAGGACAACUGUAACUACGAUGGUUACGCAAACUCCAUCUACACCGUUACCAUCGGGGCAGUGAAUGAAGAAGGCCAUAUGCCAUUCUACGCUGAGGAGUGUGCUGCCAUGCUGGCAGUCACCUUCAGCAGUGGUGACAAGAUGAUGCGAAGCAUUGUGACCACCGACUGGGACAUGCAGGAGGGCACUGGCUGCACAGAUGGACACACUGGGACUUCCGCUGCUGCCCCACUGGCAGCGGGAAUGAUUGCAUUAAUGCUCCAGGUUCGCCCAUGUCUCACGUGGCGGGAUGUCCAGCACAUCAUUGUCUUCACUGCUACACGGUUUGACCUCGUCGCUGGAUGGGAAGUAAAUGAAGCUGGAUUCAGCCACAGUCACCGGCAUGGAUUUGGACUGCUUAAUGCCUGGCGCAUGGUUAAUGUAGCAAAGAUCUGGGAGUCAGUGCCAUUCCUCAGCUCUUACGCCAGUCCUGUUGAGAAAGAGGAAAAACUCAUCCCCCUCCACCCUCACAAGCUGGAGAUCACGUGGAAUGUAACUGUUGAUGACUUGCACUUGUCGGGCAUGAAGACUCUGGAACACGUGGCCGUGACCGUGACCAUAUCACACCCAGCUCGUGGUGCCCUGGAGCUGACACUGUACUGCCCCAGUGGGAUGUCAUCACUUAUUGGAGCGAAACGCCUGAUGGACAGAGAUAAUUCUGGCCUCACUGACUGGAUGUAUUCCACGGUGCGAUGCUGGGGUGAGAGGGCACAAGGCAUCUACAAGUUGGUCAUUCGUGAUUUGGACACCAACCCUCAGCGAAAGGAUGGAUUCCUCAAUCAAUGGCAGCUCACACUGUAUGGUUCUUCCUGGUCAUUUGAAGACGUCAAGCAACGCCAGAGGGUGGUUGAAGAAGCUAUGAGUGGAAAAUUCCUGAACGACAGCUUUUCAUUGCCUUGUCCCCCUGGACUGGAGAUCUCAGAUCAGGAAUGGAAUUAUAUGUCUCCCAACACACUCAAGAUGCUGUUACUCCUGGGUUGUUUUACCAUUUUCUGGUCCAUAUAUUACACCCUAGAGGUUAUUUUCUACCCCAGGAAAGACUUCAAGUUCAGCCUGCAGUAUAACUCUAACCGGGGACCUUAUCGAAUCCUGCAUGGAGUGGAGGCAGAUAAGUAUGAGUCUGAGUUAAUCCCACUGCAAAGUGUGAACUGCACUGACAAUGGACAACAGCAGAUAACAGACAACGAGGAAGACAGUCUGGUUAAAAUGGAGGAAGUGAAUCCUAAUUACAGCAUGCAAAAUGUCGCCUUAACUGUAACUGACACUGGGCUAGCUGAAGAACGGUCAGGCCCAAACAAUCAAGAUGAUCACAAGGACAGUGAGAACACGACCCUGCUUUGCCCCUUUGACAAUGAAACAGCUAACCAGCCAGUGAAUCUACUGUGAUCAUACGUGAAAAUAAGGCAGCUUCAAUUAACUUUUAGAUCCGCAAUGGCUGCCGGAAUUCAACCAACAUGGACCAACAAAUUGGACAUGGAUAUUAACUGUCUGCUUGCCAAGUGGAUCAGGCCUAUCAUUAUAGAAGAGUCAACACAGUAUCGCUAACUCUUUCAUUUCAUUUUUUUACCCCUCUUGCUUGCAUUCCCCUAUACUCUUUCCCAUAUGACUUCUUCUUCAUUCUCUAUUCCACCUCUCUACACCUUACCUACACCUCAUGCUUUACUUCCCACUCUUUCUCAGUCUUUCCUCUUCCUUCCAUCUCUCCCACCUCUCUCUGCCUUUCCUCAUCCAUCCAUCUCUCCCACCUCCUUCUCUGCCAUUUCAGUGCAAGUCUCUGCAAGAGAUUGUGCUACAGUAGGUCAUGAAAUUUUAUUUUUUAAGAAGUCUGCCUUCAUUCUAACUGUGAUUAUCAGUUGGAAAGUUUCUGUUUGUCACUGGACUUGUUAUACAUGACGUUGCAUUCAUCCUUCUACAUCCUGAAAUGAUAAAUUGAUGUGAGAUGGAACCUGCCCAUGCAGAUACAGCCUCCUGAUCAUGAUUGACAUUUUGGGUUAUGUAAUAAUUUACUUUGCUGACCUCCUAGUCAAAAUGGAAGUCGCGUUUCAAAUUACUGAUCACUUGAAUUCAAGCUUUUACAUGAGUGAAAUGCAGUCCGAAAUAUCAUGAUUUGUGCAUGUACUUGAGAUUAAUUUUAGUGGUACAUUCAUGCCAAUCUGAGAAUGAAGUCUAUUACACAUACUUGGUAUAAAAUGGCUUUUAUCAUUGUAAUCCCUCAGAGAACAGUGAGUGAUCACAUUGUACAUACACAAAUCCUUUUGGUUUUGUCUUUUAUUUCAAGCAAAGACCAAUUCCUUAAGCCCAUUUCCCCUACUGGGCCAUAGGCUACUGGCUUCAGCUUGAGAGUUCUCUGACCUGGGCCCCUCUUUCCUUCCUUUCCCAGGAAUGAGGCCUUUCAGCUUCUAUUGUUGUUUCUGUAGCUCUGUGUUUUUAUGGGAUGGGAUUGCUAGCCCCAUGCCCAACUUUCCUCCUUUUGUAGCCGGACCUGGGACUGUCCGUGGCAGAGUUAAAUGAUAAAUUAGCUGAGACAUAUUUUAAGUAAUGACACAGUGCAAUAAGUUCUGGGAGACACUUGGUUAUUUUACUAAUAUGGUACAAGUCAUCUCUCUGUAUAACCUCAGCAAGACGACCAAUACUAGACAGUACAAUUACAGUGAAAAUUGUCCAAGUACCUCAAAUUAGUAGUUAGAUAUGAUGGUAAAUCUGCAAUUCACUUUAGCAAGGUGAUACUUGAAAAGUCAAUAUUUCCGGUGCUUUCUUAAACAUGUAAUUUGGAGCUUCCAUAACCUUCCCCAUUUCAGAAAUGGAUUCUGUUCAUUAGCAGUGAUUCAGGCAGUGGUUAUACAGAUGAUCAUCACUGGUUAAACUGGAUUAGUCUACAUUAAUAAAUGGGGAUAAAAGGGAAGAGUGCACAAACCCAUGAGUGAGUCUGAGAUAUUGUCAUCUUUUGCUGAAAGUUCUUUGGUCCUGUCAUGACCAGCAUUUUAUCUUAUGCUAAAACAGUAAAUGUUCCCUCUAUGAAAGAGCAUCAUUGUCUAACACAGUGUCUUCUGGGAUUUCUAGUCUAGAUUUAAGGUGAUUAAACCCCAGCAAACGUCAAGGAAAUAUCUACCUUUAUGUUGUUGCAGGGGUUUGACAUGUCCUUCAUUCAGUAGUGCAGCAAAGAAGUUAAUCCAAGAAACUGCUACAAUAAAGGGUGGAGAGAGCCUGGGAGAGUUUUCAGUCCAUUUUUCUCAUUGUACAAAUCUCUAACAAAAUCUUACAGAAUUCCUGUGGAGUUUGGAGUCUGACAGGGGAGGCUAUUAUUGGCUUAUCUUACUUCCAUAUAUUAUGGAAUCAUUGUUCAAAGAUGAGAAACUUUCUACAAUUUCUGAGUAUUGUGAUUUUUUUUUUUUGCUUACUCAUCUCCAUGUUCUUGACAUAGAGGGCUAAUCAAAUUAGGUUUAUUUCUUUGUGGUAUAUGAGUGAAAGCUGGUAAUAUCAAAUAUUCCAAGAUUUCCAUAACAGCUGGCUCUCAUGAGAGAAGCAGGCAUCUCAGUCUGUGUUACAGAGCCUAGAGUUUUCUCUAAAUCACUAACGUCUUGAAGAGUGGAAUCAUUGUUGUGUCACUCAGGGUUGCUGUUUGAAUUUUUGUGAAAUUAAUUGUGUAAUUAAUUACAACAUAUGGAUCAGUCAAACUGCUGCCUCUUGGUUUGCAGAACCAGAUAUCCAAUGGUGACGGGUUUUUAUUUUAGGGGUAUAAAUGUUAAAUUGUUUAAAGUUGUGCAAUCAGUUUAUUGACAUGAGUGAAUGUAAGUCACUGGUCAUCAUGAUUUAAUUGUCUCGAGGAAUGCACUGAUCAAUGUUUUCAUGUCACUGCCCACAGGUUUGGCAGAAUUGUUAUCCCUUUGAUUCUUAACAUAAUAAAAUAUUAUAUCGAAGAAAUUGUGUCAAUCCAGUGCGCUACCCAGAGGAAGCUGAACCAGCAGAAGCGGGAGCUUGUUGAAGAGAGGGACGUUAGAAUGGUCUUUGGUGCAUAGAACACUACAGCACUGUACAGGCCCUUUGGCCCACAAUGUUGUGCAGACCUUUUAACCUACUCUAAGAUCAAUCAACCCGUUCCCUCCUAUAUAGCCUUCCAUUUUUCUAUCAUCCAUGUGCCUAUCAAAGAUAUUUACCAAAAUAGUGUCCAUUGCAUAAGGCUGUAACUUGUAUGUAAUUUUUAUUUUAUUUUAUUUUAUCAACUUCUCGCUAGACAAAUAUGUAAAUAUUUCAAAAUGACUUCCUGUGGUUGAAAUCUGACCUGGCACUCUGACAUACAAAUGACACUACUGUUGUGUGCAUUUCUCCAAGCCGUUGUUAGGCAGUAAAAUCAAGAGGAUAUUUUUAGAUGUCUGACUCCAUAGUAAGGCUGGACAAAUAUGAUGAGAGUUAUUCCUCAGAAUGAAAUUCUCUUGUACUGAUCUGGAGUUAUAGCUCAGGAUCCUUCCCGAAUGCAUUUGCAUUGAUCAAUCUUUGCUCAGGAUGGGAGAGGCUGUGAUCUCCCUACCCAGCUGAAUUCCACCACAAUGAAAAAUGUUGGGUGGACCCACAACAACAUUUUUGAAAAUUAUUAUUCAGUGGAGGAAUGGAUAGAGCAGUUUCAUGGGCUGCCAGUCAAGUACUGGUGUAUUUAAAAUUAAAAGUUCAAAGUACAUAUGUGUCACCACAUGCAACCUUGAAAUUUGUUUUCUUACAGGCAUUCACAGUAAACACAAAGAAACACAAUGUAAAUGAUGAAAAGCCACUUACAAGAUGGACAAACAAGCAAUGUGCAAAAAACAACAGUCUGUGCAAAUACAAAAGAGAAUAAUAAUAAUAAUAAAUGAGUAAGCAAUAAAUAUGGAGAACAUGAGAUAAAGUGUCCUUGAAAGUGAGUCUGUAGGUUGUGGGAACAGUUCAGUGUUGGGUUGAGUGAAGUUAUCCCCUUUGGUUCAGGAGCCUGAUGAUUGAGGGGUAAUAAAUGUUCCUGAACCUGGUGGUGGGAAUCCUAUUGUUCCUGUACCUUCUUCCUGAUGGCAGCAGUGAGAGGAGAGCAUGGCCUAGGUGGUGGGGGUCCCUGAUAAUGGACGCUGAUUUGCUGUAGCAGCGCUCCAUGUGUAAGUGUUCAGUGGUGGGUGAUCACCACACAUCACAUGUCCUUCCCCAAGGUCCUGGGUAAUUUAUGGUGGGAAGUAAAUUUGUAAUCAGAUGGCACUUAUAUCACAUGUCUGAUCUGAAUCCUCAGUGAGAACGGUCUGAGGCUGUCUUUGCCUUUGCCAUAUUCGAGCCUUUACUUGGGGCUCAAUAUUUCCUCCUCUUCCAAAGCUGCUCAGAGGUCACUGGUCUCAGUUUAGUUUAAGCAGAAUGGGCUAGAGUUUGGUUCAAAGAAAAUCAGAGCCAGUUACUAUUCUGGGGGCGGUUAUCAGCUCUGGGACAUAGUCACAGGCUAGACUCAGCGUCAGUCUGAGUCCUCUCCACGUUGCCUGGCUAAACUUGUCUGACAUUCUCCCCUUCAACUCCAUUCACUUAUUCCAGCUCCACAAGAAGUCCAGGUCAAUGAUGUGGCUAUUUCCAUGUGUAGCUUGCCACUUCAUCUGGGAUGCACAGAACGGUCUUGGGUUCUAUUCUAUUCUUGUGCAGUUCCACAACUCUUUAACAGUUAAGUGUUGUUGCAUUUGAUUUUUUUUCUCAUAUGCUGCCAGUGUCCUCCACAUGGAAAAUCUAUAACUUGCCCUUUUUGGAUCUUUCCAUGUCCAUCUCAAGUGAUGGCUAGCUAUCAACACUGGUUGAUAGGCUCCUACAGCCAUCUUGACUGUACUUUCUCCCAUCCUACCUCCAUUUCAUUCCCUCAAUUCCUCCACCUUCAUUGUGUGAACUUCAAUCCACACUGGACCCUCUGAAAGACAUUCAAAUUUCAAAGUACAUUUAUCUAAGUAUGUAUACGUUAUACAACCUUGAUAUUCGUUUCCUUACAGGAAGCCACAGUACGGGCAGCAUGGCCGCAUAGUGGUUAGCACAACGCUUUAUAUUGCCAGUGACCUGGGUUCAAUUCCCAUUGCUGUCUGUAAGGAGUUUGUACAUUCUUCCUGUGAUGGCAUGGGUUUCUUCUGGGUACUGCAGUUUCCACCCACAGUCCAAAGACUGUGAAUGGGGUUGAGUGAGAUCCAGGAUCAGCCAUGAUGAAAUAGAGCAGAGUUGAUGGGCUGAAUGGCCUAAUUCUGCUCCUAUGUCUUAUGGUCUUACAGUCUUAAAGACAUUCCAGUUAGUAGGUUAAUUGGUCAUUGUAAAUUGUCCCGUGAUUAGGAUAAGAUUAAAUUGGGGGACUGCUGGGCAGUGCGGCUCGAAGGGCUGUAAGGCCUUUUUCUGUGCUGUAUGUCAAUAAAUAAAUAAAACAGCAAAGAAACCCAAAAAACCCAAUGUGCAGAGAGAGAGAAAAAAACACACAUCAUGCAAACACUAAAAUAGCUUUGGAACAAAAGAGAGUCCAAAGACAUGAAGCCCAGAGCAGGUCAGAGGCUCAGCUUCAGGUCAGCACAGAAAUGGGUAAACGUUGCAGAGCUGCGAGCAGAAUUGGCCCAACUUUUGCCUCUGGUCCCAACACCUUGCCUUUUUAAUCCAUCUGGCCUAGUGUUUAAAUCAUCCAAACAUUGUGUCAUUCCUUGCUCUAGGACCGGGGCUCUGUCACAUCGAUACUUUCUGGGCCUGGACCCUGCUGCCAUGUUUUGGCCUGCACCUGACCUUUCCAAACUGGCCUGAUGCUUCAAUCAAUCAAACCUUGUUCUUGGUUUAGAUGGAUGGGCCUUGAAUCUGCCUCUCCUCUGUUCUGCUGUCCCCAAUUUUGCCUCAAAUAUGCCUCAACUUCGUCUUGCACAUGUACGCUUUGACCCUCGCCUCAGCUUUGCAUUACAUGCUUCAACCCUUGGCUCAGCCUUGCCUUCGCCUGUCUCUCAUUGUUUGUGGUGAUUGCUUACCAUAAUUUUUUACAGAAAAGGUGUUAUUAAUAAAGUAUGCAGUUGCAAUCUUAGUUUUGUUUGCUGCUAGUAAGUAGUUGCUGGGAUUCACCAGUGCCACCUUAAACCGGAACUCUGAUUUCCCUGGACAGACCACCUCUACCCUCACCUCCUCUUCUCCCAGAUAAGUUCCCCGAGCAUCACCUUUCAUCCCACCAGUCCUGCCUUUAACAGGUCAUCCUUUCUGUCACUUCCAGUAAGGUUCUGCCACAAGGCAACCCUUCCCCUCCCCGCCUUUGAAUAUUUGGCAAACAUUGCUCCCUUGAUAACUCCCUGGUCUGCUUUUAGCUUGGCAACUGGAGGCAGAGGGUUGCUUUUCUCAUCGGAGGUCCUAGACCAGUGAUUUUGGGACCCUGAUAGUUGUGACAUACAUUAAUGACUUGGAUGUGAAUGCAGGAGAUAAGUUUAGUAAGUCUGCAGAUAACACAAACACUUGAACUUGAUAAGACCAUAAGUCAUAGGAGUAGAAUUAGGCCAUUUGGCCCAUUGAGUCUGCUCCACCAUUCCAUCAUGACUGAUUUAUUAUUCCUAUCAACCCCAUUCUCCUGCCUUCUCCCCAUAACCUUUGAUGCCCUGACUAUUCUCCCUUGUAGAAAGUGAAGAGGAUUGUCUUCAGCUACUGUAUGAUAUAUAUCACCUAGAAAGUUGGGCAGAUUGAUAGCGGAUGGAAUUUCAUCCUGACAACUGUGAAAUAAUACAUUUUGGAAGGUUACUUAAUUACUGAUUACAGAUAUAAUCAAUAAAUGUCAGGGCCCUAGGAAAUGUUGAUGAACAGAGGAACCUUGGCAUACAAGUCCAAAGACACCCAACACUUGCAGGAUAGGUCAGGUAGUGAAGAAGGGCAAUGGGAUCCCUGCUUUCAGCAGCCAUAGCAUAGAAAGAAGAGUAGAGAUGUCAUACUACAAUUUUAUAAAGCCAUUGUUCAGGCCACAUCUGUAGUAUCGUACAAAGUUUUUGUCAUCACACCAUAGGAAGGUGAUUGUGCUGGAAAGGGUACAGAUGAAAUUUGCCAGGAUAUUGCAAAUUGAAAACACAAGAGAUUCUGCAGAUGCUGCAAAUCCAGAGCAACACACACAAGAUGCUGGAGGAACUCAGCAGGUCAGAUAGCAUCUAUUGUUAUCAUCAUUCCUUUCCGCGCAUCGGGCAGCAGCCUUGCCAUUUCUUUAGCAAUUUUGUCUGUAUUUAAUGAGGCCAAGUUGCUAGCUCGACUCUCAACCCAGCAUGGAUGGAAAGCAUGCCAGGAGCCAGCCAGAGUUGAACCCGGGAUUACUCACCUCGAAGUCUGGCGUGGAUUCCACUACACCACCAGCCAACCAGGCAGUAUCUAUGGAGGGAAAUAAACAGUUGAUGCUUUGUCCCUCCAGCAUUCUGGAUUUGUUUCACCAGGGUGUUAGAGCAUUUUCUUUGUAAAACAAGAUUGGAUUGGCUGGGUUUAUUUUCCCUGGAGGACAUGAGGCUAAAGGGUGACUUUAUAGAGGUAUCCAAAAUCAGUAAGGGAAUAGAUGAGUAGUUAUUAAGAACCUUUUCACCAUGAUCUAAACAAGAAGCCGAAAAUGAGAGAUAGGACUUGAGAGGAUGAUUUUCACACAGAGAGGGGUUAGAAUCUGGACCAGGUAGAGGCCAACACUCUCACGUUUAAGAAGCAUUUAGACAAGACUUGAAUUACUAAGGCAGUGAUGGCUCAUGGAUGCAACCAACAUAUUUCACUGUAUGUUUUGAUGUAUAUGUGACCAAUCAAGCUAAUCCCUCUUUAAUCUCUGCCUUGCAUCCUUAGGAGAUGCAGCACCUCACCUUUCACCUAUCCCCUUCCCACUGUCUAGGGAUUCAAGCAGUGAAUCACUUGCAUUUCUUCCUAUCUAGGGACCUGCAUUCAUUAUUCACAAUGUGGUCUCCUCCACAUUGGGAGAAGCCAAAGGCAGAUGGGUGAUCGUGUCAAAGCGUGCUUGUAUUUCAUCCAUGGGACAACCCCAAGCUCCUGUUUGUUUGCCAUGUUGAUUUGCAGUCCCACUUCCAUUCUGGCCUCUCCAGAGCUUGUUACAUUGAAACCUAAUUCAAGAUGAAGAUUAAAGUAGGAAUUGAGCCUCCAAUCACUGGUAGAUAGGGAACCAACUACUAUUCUAUCAACUGGCAUUUGAUGCAGAGACAAGUUUUUAUGUAAUGAAAAUUAGCAGGUUAACAGUGAUUCUCUUUGUUAUCAGGAUGAGAGGGAGAAAAAGUAGUUAAAUUCUGUGCUGGGUUUUUGUUUUCAAAAAGAUGUUUUGGUAAAAAAAAUAAGCUAUGGUCCAGGUGCAAGUUAAAGAGAAUAGACAGGUUAAUGGUCCAGCAUGGACUAGAUGGGCCAAAGGGUCUGUUUCUGUGCAUUUAUAUCUAAUUUAACAUGCUGUAACUUGAUUCUCUUGUAUAUAGCGAUGAAUUAUGAGUUAUGAGUUAUGACUUGUCUUUGCUUGCACUAGGAGAUGUCACAAGAUGUUAUGGUUAAAAAAAAUAUUUUGAAUACUGAGCUUCAGAGAGAAGGAAAGCUUUUGUUCAGUGAAGUUACCACAAAAUUGUAUGGUACUAACCAUGAUACUGUGAUCGAAACUAAAGGCAAUAAAGUUUAUUCAUACAAAAUUAAUUCUGUGUGUCUGAUUUUUAUACAAUACUAGAAGUAGCAGUUUACAAUAAAAAUGUGAAAUAUAUCCCACACUAAGACUCCUAAGUCACUUUGCAUCUCUGAUUUCACUACUUGUUUAGAAAAUAGUCUAUGCCUUAACUUUUUCUACCAAAGUGCAUAACCAUACACUUCCAAGUUCAAGGUGAAAUUUAUUGUCAUCUGACUAUACAUAUAUAUAUACACAUACACACAACCAAAUGAAACAAUGUUCCAGACAAUAUAUUCUAUCUGCCACAUCUUUGUUUAUUCUAUUAAUCUGUACAAGUCCUUCUGCAGACUCCUUCAUAAACACAACCUGCCCCUCCACCUAUCUUUUUAUCAUUGGCAAACUUGGACACAAAACCAUCAUUUCCAUCAUCCAAGUCAUAGACAUAUAAUGUGAAAAGAAGUCCAAAAUCAAACCCCUGUGGAACGCCACUAGUCACUGGCAUUCAACCAGAAAAGACGCCCUUUAUUCCUACUUGCUGCCUCCUGUCAAUCAGUCAAUCUGCUUUAUCCGUGCUAGUAUCUUUGCUGUAACAGCAUGGGCUCUUAUAUUGUUAAGCAGCCUCUUGUCAAAGCACCUUGUCAAAGGCCUUCUGAAAAUCCAAGUACACAACAUCCACCAAUUCUCCUUUGUCUAUCCUGCUUGUUAUUUCUUCAAAGAGUUCCAACAGAUCUGUCAGGCAAGAUUUUCCCUUGAGGAAACCAGCCUAUUUUAUCACGUUCCUCCAAGUACUCUGAAACCACAUCUUUAAUAAUCGACUCCAACAUCUUCCCAACUAUUGAUGUCAGGCUAGCUGGCCUUUAAGUUCCUUUCUUCUGCCUCCCACCCUUCUUGUAGAGUAGAGUGACAUUUGCAAUCUUACACUCCUCCAGAAUGAUGCUAGAAUCAAUUGAUUCUUGAAAGAUCAUUACUCAUGCCUCCACAAUCUCUUCAGCCAUCUCUCUCAGAAAUUCUGGCAUACUGCUGGUGUUGACCACAGUGAACACUGAUCCAAGACACUUAUUCACUUCACCCAUUUCUUUGUCCCCCAUUACUACCUCUCCAGAGUCAUUUUCCAGCAGUCUGAUAUCCAUGCUAGUCUCUCUUUUACUCUGAAAAAGAUAUGAAAAUAUAUAAAGAUAUAUUAAAAAUAUCUGAAAAAGACUUUGGUAUCCUCUUUAAUAUUAUUGGCUAGUUUACCUUCAUAUUUCAUCUUCUCUCUCCUUGUUGCUUUUUUAGUUGUCGUCUGUUGGUUUUUAACAGCUUCCCAAUCCUCUAAUUUCCCAAUAAUUUUUGCUCUAUCAUAUGUCCGCGCUUUUGUUUUUAUACCAUCUUUGACUUCCCUUGUCAGCCACAGUUGCCUCACCCUCCCUUUAGAACACUUCUUCAUCUUUGGGAUGUAUCUAUCCUGCACCUCCUGAAUUUCCCCCAGAAAAUCUAGCCAUUGUUGCUCCACCAUCAUCCCUGCAAGUGUCCCCCUACAAUCAAUUUUGGCCAGUUCAUCUCUCAUGCCUCUGUAAUUAUCUUUACUCCAUUGUAAUACUGAUACAUCUGAAUUUAUCUUCUUCCUCUCAAACUGCAGUGUGAAUUCUGUCAUAUUAUGAACACUGACUCUUAAGGUUUCCUUUACCUUAGCCUCCCUAAACAAAUCUGUUUCAUUUUACAACACCCAAUCCAGAAUUGCCUUUUCUCUAGUGGGCUUAACCAUGAGCUGCUCCAAAAAGCCAUCUUGUUGGCAUUCUAUAAAUUCCUUCUCUUGGAAUCCAGCACCAACCUGAUUUCCCAGUCUUGCAAAUGCUAUUUUCCAAAGCCUGAUCUCACAACAAAUUUACUGGGAUACAAUGUAUCAAGUUUCCAUUUGGAUACUUUAUCUAGGAGUGCUUGCUGCUCACUAUCAAUGUUCAAGUAGAUUCCCUGAACUUCCCUGUUUACUAUUUCAGUUUUGAUUACAAUAAUUUACUUGAAAUGUACAUUCAGUGGAACCUGAUGUGUCUUCUGCUGCUGUAGCCCAUCCACUUCAAGGUUCCACGUGUUGUACAUUCAGAGAUGCUUUUCUGGACACCACUGUUGUAACGUGUGGUUAUUUGAGUUACUGUCACCUCCCUAUCAGUUUGAACCAGUCUGGCCAUUCUCCUCUGACCUCUCUCAUUAACAAGGUGUUUUCACCCACAGAACUGCCGCUCACUGGAUGUUUUUUGUUUGUUUAUCGCUCCAUUCUCUGUAAAUUCUAGAGUCUGGUGUGUGUGAAAAUCACAGGAGAUCAGCAGUUUCAGGGAUACUCAAACCACCUAGUCUGUCACCAACAAUCAUUCCACGGUCAAAGUCACUUAGAUCACAAUUCUUCCCCAUUCUGAUGUUCGGUCUGAACAACAACUGAACCUCUUGACCAUGUCUGCAUGCUUUUAUGCAUUGAGUUGCAGAUAUUUGUAUUAAUGAGGUGUACAAAUGUACCUAAUAAAGUGGCCACUGAGUGCUUUUGUACAAGAAAACACAUCAUAACACAGUUAAAUGCAAGAUUAGUUUGUCACAUGUACAUCAAAACAUACAGUGAAAUGUGUCAUUUGCAUCAUCGAUGUGGUGGGGACAGCCAGCAAGUGUCACCACCCUUCUAGCGCCAACAUAACCUGCCCACAACUCACUAACACUAACCUGUAUGACUUUGGAACAUGGGAAAAAACUGCAGUACCCAUGUGGUCACAAAGAGAACAUACAAACUCCUAACAGUGACAGGAAUUGAACCUGGGUCGCUGGCGCCAUAAUAGUGUUACACUAACCGCUACACUACUGUGUCAUCCCAUGGUAACAGCUAAACAUGGUAAUAGAUAUUCACACCUUAAUGCCAGACAGAAGUGGGAAAGGAUCUCAAUACGAUUGGGUACCUUCACUUACUGCAAAAGGGAUGCUGGGAUUCACUCAGUACCUCCAGUGACAUGGAAUAUGAAACACAAAUGAUGCAAACACCCAUAUUUCUUAUGUAUGUUUCAAUUCCUUUCUUCCUUGCUGAGCUCCCUGGAGGUAUGUGUGUUUUAACUUCUGGAAAGUUACAGGAAAAUAACCAAACCCAUUGGCACAGAGCAACCCUUUCACGAUGGCAUGAAAGUCAGAGCAGCAUAAUAUUUUUUAGAAAGUGUUUUAGAUAAUGUAUGAUUAUGAAGAGUUGUGGAUUAUUUAACACUAACAUAGAAAAAGUAAGUUAAUAAGACCAAAGAAACCAUUUUAUUGCUCAUCUAAUUCUCUUAUACAGCACACAUAAAAUGCUGGAGGAACUUAGCAUCUAUGGAGGGGAAUAGCAAUUUAUGUUUAAGACUGAGACUCUUCAUCAUGAAAGGUCUCAGCCCAAAAUGUCAGCUGUUUAUUAUCUUCCAGAGAUGCUACCUGACCUGCUGAGUUCCUCCAGCAUUUUGUGCUUGUUGUUCUGGAUUUCCAACAACUGCAGAAUCUCAUGUUUAGAUUCCCUGAUCAUUACUUUAAGUAUUCUAGCUGUGCUGCAGUCUGUAGGAUACACAGGCUGUGAAAGGUAGAGUAGAGGGUGUGCUAUUUAAACCUAUAUGGUGUGUUGGCCUUCAUUAGUCAGGGGAUUGAGUUAAGAGUUGUGGCUAAUGUCACAGCUCUCAAAAACCCUGGUUAGACUGCACUUGGAAUAUUGUGUUCAGUUCUGGUCACCUUCUUUAUAGGAAAGACGUGGAAGCUUCAGAGAGGGUGCAGAGGAGAUUUACCAGGAUAUUGCCUGGACUAGAGAACAUGUCUUACAAGAAUAGGUUGAGUGAGUUAGAGCUUUUCUUUUUGAAGUGAAGGAGGAUGAGAGGCGACUUGAUAGAGGUGUCCAAGAUAUGAAGCAUAGACAGAGUGAACAGCAAUAAUGGCGAAUAACAGAGGGCAUAAUUUUAAAAUGAUUGUAAGUACUGGGGUGGGGGGGGGGGGGGGGAUGUCAGAGCUAGCUUUUUUCCCCAAACCACAGUGGGUUCUAAGUAUACGGAACACAUUCUUGAGGGUGAUGGUAGAGGCAGAUAUAUUAGGGACAUUUAAGAGACUCUUAGAUAGCCCCCGCAUUUUAUUUCAUCCAUGUGCCCAUGUGGAAGGGAAGAAUUAGAUGGAUCUUGGAGUAGGUUAAAAGGUUGGCAUAGCAUCACAGACUGAAGGACCUGUACUGCUCUAUGUUUGCCCAGGACUGAUGGCAAAAUUAUUUCCAACACCCCCCACUCCACCCCAAUCAGUAAUUUUUGUCUACAGCCAAUCCAUAGCACAACUCUCCAUCUUAGGUUUUUAUUCAAGUUGGUACUGUUUCAAAUGACAAGAAAAAAAUAAUGUACAAAAUAUAGGGCCAAUGAAUUAUAAAAGCAAAAAAAUGUACAACAUUGAAACAAAAGUUAUUUUUCAAUAGGGGCACUUGCACAAUGUGAUUUUAGAAAUUUUGUUCCUUCCCACAAGAUAACCUGCUAUUGAUAACUCCACAACUUCAACCUUUUUAUGACUUCUGGACCGGGAUAGUUGUAACACUGGCAUGCAGAACACUAAAACAAGUGAUUAUUUUGGUCAAACUUGUGCAAGUCACUUUUAACAUGCACUUACAAUGUAGGAUGCAGCAUUGGAAACCAGAUUUACCUGAAAGUAUGGAAGUCUCCCAUUGAAUCAGUCAUGUUGUACGUGACAAGCUGCAACAUUUGAAAUAAUCUGCCCAAUGCAAGAUAAACCAAGCACCAAGAGACUUUCCCCAUUGCUAAAAAGUAACUGGAAUUAUGAUAAUUAAGGUGUUUCCUUUGAAUUCCUUUGGCCAUUUAACAAAACAUUUUAAUGAUCAACAUGCUAAUUAUUCCAAAGGUGAAUUUCAAUAAGAAAAAAAAAGACAAUUUUAUUCAUUUCAACCUCUCUUCAUACAUUUUUAAUACAUAAAAAGGCCAUCUCUUUACCAACUAGACAGAGUGAUAAGAUUUCAAAUGAAGCAACAGAAAGCAGAAUGGUUAAGCCAUACAACCAAUAAGCUUUGACAGCAUGCUGUAAUACAUCUGUACAAUUCCACAUCAGGGUUGAAGCGAAAGUUAGCAAAGUGACAGCAGUCCUUGCAGCCAUCAGUAAUUUUUAAUGAAUAAAUGCGUGAUGGAAAGGUCCAUGUACUAGAGCAAAUGUAACAUAUAUAUGUCCACAUUACAGCCCAUAUCAGGGGGAGGGGCAAUAAAUGUCGCAAGACUUUAAAAGGACAAAAGACACCUUUUUAAACUGCCAAAUAAUAAAUACAACCUGCCUAAAUCACACCAUUUACUUUGUUGAAGGUUUUAGUGUUUUGGGCUGUUUGGACUUCUAUUCACUUUGAAAUGGUAGAAUCUUGCUUUACAAAGAGUUCAAUUAAUAGAUUUUUUAGCUGAUAAUCUGCCU